Molecule: messenger RNA, 471 nt
Organism: Dentiscutata erythropus
Lineage: Eukaryota; Fungi; Glomeromycota; Glomeromycetes; Diversisporales; Gigasporaceae
Source: the annotation of a GenBank genome assembly
GACGUUAUGUUAAUGCUAAGAAGGGAAGUCAUAAAACUUAUGAUUCUUAUCAGGAUUAUUAUUAUGACCAUCUUCCAGAUGUAGAUUUUGAUCCAAAAGAUAUUCUUUCUGGAGAAGAUUAUAAAGAGAUUUAUCAAACCAUGAUUGAUGAUAUUAAACAGAAUGUCGAUAAAUGGAAAAUUGAACCAGAAGGAACUUUGACCGUAGUUAAACAUAAUUCUGGCAAAAAGCAUUAUAAAGAAGGAUUUGACAAAGAUAAAUGGGAGGAAAUUGAAAAUAAUUUUACUCUCAUGGAUUGUUAUAUGUCAAUAUUUGGAAAAUUUUGUAUUAGUUUUCAUAGGUUAUUAGAUUUGAAAAGAAUUGAAGUUUUGGUAUUUGACGAUGUGAAAAAACAUAUAUCUAAAAAUCACGAUUUUAUUGCGGUUUUGUCAGGAUUAUCAAUUCAACUUUAUGGCAUGAAUAAAAAAUCAU